AUGAAAAUAAACCUUUUACAAUUAUUAUUAUUACUGGCUUUUUGGUUUUAUUAUAAGUUGAAUAGACCCUGGUUGGGGAAUUGUGUGGGGCGGAGGAAUUACAAAUCGUACUUCUUCCUUCUCUUUUGGAGUGUAAUGUAUUUGGCGUAUAUCAUGGCGUGUUCUUUGGCGGGACUUUUAGUUCCAAUUGAAAAGCCAUGGAGCUGGAAAGCGUUUUUGAAGUCUUGGAAAUCGCACUACUUCUUGGAGUUUGUUAUUACUAUUUAUUUAGUAUUUUAA
This is a messenger RNA of Entamoeba invadens IP1, 279 nucleotides long. RefSeq lists its product as hypothetical. NCBI's taxonomy places the organism in Eukaryota, Evosea, Mastigamoebida, Endamoebidae. The transcript has 3 exons. The record is from RefSeq and is a predicted model, not a curated record. Gene Ontology annotation, molecular function: palmitoyltransferase activity. Bases 1 to 279 code for a protein of 92 amino acids.